Abrus precatorius (Indian licorice) is the source of this 3449-nucleotide messenger RNA. Its product is annotated as probable galacturonosyltransferase 14. NCBI's taxonomy places the organism in Eukaryota, Viridiplantae, Streptophyta, Magnoliopsida, Fabales, Fabaceae. The transcript has 6 exons. Gene Ontology annotation, molecular function: polygalacturonate 4-alpha-galacturonosyltransferase activity. The record is from RefSeq and is a predicted model, not a curated record. Bases 1344 to 2765 code for a protein of 473 amino acids.
UUUAGCUCCUAGAUCAUGCUCCCACACCCUAAUCUCAAGGUCAAACACCCCCCCACAUUUUUCUCUCUCUCUCUAACACAUCAUUUUCGCUCUCCCCUUCUCUCUCUCUCUGUCUAACCCCAACACGCCUUUGAGUUUUGACUCAUACAAGGUUUUCACAUUUUCUUUUUCAUUUUUAUUUUUAUUUAUUUUUCGGGAAAACGAAAUUGUAGACAAUGAGAAAUCUCCGCACAAACUGAGAAAAAAAAAAAAAAAAAAACUAAACAAAAACAAUAGAAAAAAAAAAGGACCCAGAGUUUUCUCUCUCUUCUCUCUUCUCUCUCCUUCUUGAUCCAUGGGAGAGUAACGUGAACCUUGAACCUGAACCCAACCCGGAAGAAACUCGAUCGAUUUUCCCCAAUCAAGUAUUGGAUUGGAUUGGAUUCCUCGACGCUCACUCGAUUGGCUCGAAGACCCCAAUGCGGUCUUUCAGAAAACCGGAGAAGAAGAAAAAGAUAAACUUUUCAGAUUGGAGCAGGACCCAGAUUCGUAAUCCAUCGGAAUUGUACUCCGGGCAUCGGUGGGAAUCGGAAUCUGAUGGUGUGGGCAUGGGGGGUGUCGUUGUGGUUUUGGGGUUGUGCUAGGGUUGUUGUGGCGGUGGGGCUGCAUAUGCAUAAACGACGAUGCAGCUUCACUUCUCGCCUAGUAUGAGAAGCAUAACGAUAUCGAGCAGCAGCAGCAAUGGAUUUACUGACUUGAUGAAGAUCAAGGUCGCAGCUCGCCACAUUUCCUAUCGAACCCUCUUUCACACCAUCCUCAUCCUCGCUUUCUUGUUGCCCUUUGUUUUCAUUCUCACCGCUCUUGUUACCCUUGAAGGUGUCAACAAGUGCUCCUCAUUUGGUACUCUUUUCUCUCUUCCAAUGCCAAUUUCAUCGCUCCUUUCUUUGUUUCUUUAGGUAGAUCUUGAUUUGGACAUUGGUUCAAAUUGUGUUCCAGUGUUGUUUAUGGUUGCAUGAUUUUGUUGUAGUAAAUGGAUUUAAGUUAUUUUCCUGAUGAAAAUUUUGAAGCUGCUGGUUAGUUGGUAUGUUACAAUUAAAAUCGCUUCAUUUAGGAUCUGAAUUUUGAAGUGUGACUGAGUAAUUUAAUGUUGGUGUUUCGGUUGCAUGGUUUUUUUUUAUUGUACUUGAGCUUAAAGUUAGGGAUGGGAUUGGAUGGAGAUGUUUUUGUGACAUGUGUUGCUGAAUUAUGUAAGUAGUUGAGCAUUUUGGGUAAAUGGAAAACUUUUUUGUGUUAUUACUUAUUAGGGAUUGUUAAGGACGAAAUUAAGGCCAAUGUUUGUUGUUUUUAAGGUCCUUCUCUAGAAAAUGCUUGCUGUUUGCUGUUUGCAGUAUGUUGAUUGUUUAGGCAGGCGGUUAGGACCGAGGCUUCUUGGUAGGGUUGACGAUUCAGGGAGAUUGGUUAGAGAUUUUUACAAGAUCCUUAACGAAGUGAAGACUGGGGAAAUUCCAGCUGAGCUAAAGCUUCCAGAUUCCUUUGAGCAACUUGUUUCCAACAUGAAGAACAAUCAAUAUGACGCUAAGACUUUUGCGUUCAUGUUAAGGGGAAUGAUGGAGAAAUUUGAGAGAGAGAUCAGAGAGUCUAAAUUUGCUGAGCUGAUGAAUAAACACUUUGCAGCAAGUUCUAUCCCCAAAGGGAUUCACUGUCUAUCUUUGCGUUUGACUGAUGAAUAUUCAUCAAAUGCCCAUGCACGCAAACAAUUGCCUCGUCCAGAGUUACUUCCUUUACUGUCCGACAACUCUUACCACCAUUUUAUUCUGUCAACUGAUAACAUCUUGGCUGCCUCAGUAGUUGUUACUUCUACUGUCCAGUCAUCUCUGAAACCUGAGAAGAUAGUCUUCCAUGUGAUCACUGAUAAAAAAACUUAUGCGGGUAUGCACUCAUGGUUUGCACUAAAUCCUGUUUCCCCUGCUGUAGUUGAAAUCAAAGGCAUUCAUCAAUUUGAAUGGUUGACUAGAGAAAAUGUUCCAGUACUUGAAGCUGUAGAAAAUCAAAAUGGGAUCAGGAAUUAUUAUCAUGGGAAUCAUGUUGCAGGAGCCAAUCUCAGUGAUACUAGUCCACGUAAAUUUGCGUCUAAAUUGCAGGCCAGAAGCCCGAAGUACAUAUCUUUACUCAACCAUCUUCGCAUAUACUUACCUGAGCUUUUCCCGAACCUGGACAAGGUGGUGUUUUUGGAUGAUGAUGUGGUGAUUCAGCGUGACUUGUCUCUACUUUGGGAAAUUGACCUGGAAGGAAAAGUUAAUGGAGCUGUGGAAACUUGCAGAGGUGAAGAUGAUUGGGUAAUGUCUAAGCAUUUUAGGAACUACUUCAAUUUUUCCCAUCCCCUCAUUGCAAAGCAUUUGGACCCUAAUGAGUGCGCAUGGGCUUAUGGAAUGAAUAUCUUUGAUCUGCGGGCAUGGAGAAGAACUAAUAUAAGAGAGACAUAUCACUCCUGGCUGAGAGAGAAUCUAAAGUCGAACCUGACAAUGUGGAAGCUUGGAACCCUGCCUCCUGCUUUGAUAGCAUUUAAAGGUCAUGUUCACCCAAUUGAUCCUUCUUGGCACAUGCUUGGCUUGGGUUAUCAGAACAAUACCAAUAUUGAGAGUGUGAUAAAGGCUGCUGUUAUUCACUACAAUGGCCAGUCAAAACCCUGGUUGCAAAUUGGCUUUGAACAUCUUCGGCCAUUUUGGACCAAGUAUGUCAAUUAUUCAAAUGAUUUUUUGAGGAACUGUCAUAUACUGGAACCAUAGUCUGCCAAUCAGGAGCACUAUGGUUUGUACAACCGUGAAUAUGAAAGGAACAAGUAAUACAGGUUUCAUCUAAGUUUUUGUGGCUUGAGAUUUUCUUCAAGAUGAAUUUGACAAGGCAAAUAGAAAAUUGGUUGAGACGGCAAAACAAUUGAAAACAUUGUGGGUGGAUUUGUUACCAUUCGCUACCAUUUUGCAGACAACACAGUUACCAACCCCGCAUGGCCUUGAGAAUCAUUUUGAGUCCUUGAGUUGUGACCUAGAAACACGUCCUCUAUUUUUGGUUUGUGAAAGGAUACUAUUAUUGGUCUUCUAUGGGACAAAUAUAGCAAAGAUUCCAUAGUUGAAUAUUGGAGAAUAAACUGAAUGCUGGAGAUAAAAAAAGUCAGGCCUGUUUCAUCAAUCUAGUUGGUGUUGAGAACACAAGUGCUAGGACAGUUAAUUUGUGAGGUUCCCCCCUCUAGAGCAGCGUUUUACUCUUCAUUUUUUAGUUUCUUAAUUUUUGUUAGUACCAACUUUUACCUUCACCCACUUUGAUUUGAUAUCAUGAUAGUGAAUUCUAGGAGUAGUUCUUGAGAUUGCUUUGUUACGGGUCCAUUGAAUUGGGGAAUUGUAGGAUAUAUAUUAUUCAUUAUGUACGAUUACCAGACAUUGGAAAUGUGCAGAAAAUUCUUUUUUCUCUCCUUU